CCGCCCGCGGGGGGCGCCCGGCUCGGCUCCAGCUCGGCUCCUGAUCAAAGAUUUCCAUCUCCUUUGGCAAGCCAUGGUUUGGAAGGUACUACAACUAAACCUCCCAGUGAUGGUACUCACCACCCAGAAUAUGUUGCUUUUGCAAUAGUUCCUGUUUUUUUCAUCAUGGGCCUCUUGGGGGUUCUCAUCUGCCACGUGCUUAAGAAGAAAGGGUACCGUUGUACAACAGAGGCUGAACAGGAGAUUGAAGAAGAAAAACUUGGAGAAAAUAUAGAAAUGAAUGAAACUGGACAUGAAAAUAGUGACACUGUUGGACAAAUUGUCAACUAUAUUAUGAAAAAUGAAGCAAAUGUGGAUGUGUUAAAGGCCAUGGUGGCAGACAACAGUGUGUUUGACCCCGAGAGCCCUUUAACUCCUACCACUCCUGGGAGUCCUAUAAGUCCAGGCUCUCCUUUAUCUCCAGGUGUCAUCCUACAUAAACAUACUUGUCGUGGCCAUCACUUCCACACUGUUGGAGGAGUAGCAGAGAAGGAUGUUUGUACUCGCUGUAGUCAAAAAAGAUGGCACCUUAUAAAACCAGUCAACAAAUCUAAAGAGCAGAGAAAAAGCCGACAAGGAGAAGUUACAGUACUUUCUGUGGGAAGGUUUAGAGUCACAAAAGUAGAGAACAAAUCAACUUCCAAAGAGCGGAAAAGCUUGAUGUCUGUUAGUGCUUUAGAAAAAAGUAUCAAUGGUGAAGUGCCAGCCACUCCUGUGAAACAGGGUUCCAGAGAAGUGCCUACCACACCUGCAAAACAGAGUUCAACAGAAGUGCCUGCUGCUCCUGAACAGAGUUCAACAGAAGUGUCUGCAACGCCUGUGAAACAGGGAGCACAAUAAUACAGAGGUAUAGAGUAACAAGUUGAACUUCUAGAAGAAGCAUGUUUGAAAAAAAUUUGGAGAAACUGAAAACUAAGAAGAAGUGCAUAUUAUUUUAGGAAGUGUAUUUAUGGCACUAUAGUUCUUUAUACAUUCUAGCAUGGAAUGUAUAAGGGGGUAGGUCCUAAACAUUUAACAUUUUAGCUAAUAAAAUGAAUUAAUCAUA
Messenger RNA from Gavialis gangeticus (Gharial), 1084 nucleotides. It is a transcript of the gene RELL1, whose product is annotated as RELT like 1. The transcript has 8 exons. The record is from RefSeq and is a predicted model, not a curated record. The annotation marks the transcript as partial. Lineage: Eukaryota; Metazoa; Chordata; Crocodylia; Gavialidae. Gene Ontology annotation, cellular component: plasma membrane. Gene Ontology annotation, biological process: positive regulation of p38MAPK cascade.